Molecule: messenger RNA, 543 nt
Organism: Eremothecium sinecaudum
Lineage: Eukaryota; Fungi; Ascomycota; Saccharomycetes; Saccharomycetales; Saccharomycetaceae
Gene: IRC21
Product: Irc21p
Exons: 1
Coding region: 1-543 (180 amino acids)
Molecular function (GO): heme binding
Source: RefSeq, a predicted model, not a curated record
AUGGUGCCAACUAACCGGAAAGAAAGUUCACGGUUUCCAGUACCGCGUAGUCUUCAGCGUCAACCGGGUUGCUCUACGUUGCCUCUACCGUCGUCUUCACAACCUGCGAGGUCUCGGAAUAAGGUUGCAUUGAAACCCGGCCAUUCGGCGCUUGACUGGCAUGAAAAGUCGCAAAGUCAGGGUGUGAAAGGUAGAUUAAUUCAUGGAAUAGAUCCAGGGGCUGCAUGGUGGGAAAACUUUAUAUCGCUUCAACAUCCAGCUUCUAUACGACAGCUAGAGAUAGGUAUUCCAGUGUAUCGCAUUAGACCACCUUUAAGAGUCGACAAAGUAACGCUAGAAUGGAAUAAGGACAAUAACUGGUGUGUGAUAAAAGGACGUGUGUAUUGUCUCACAGAUUAUCUUGACUUCCAUCCGGGAGGGGUUGACAUUCUUCUUAAGAAUUGCCAAGGGAAAGACGCUACCGCAUUAUUUGACCGGUAUCACAGAUGGGUUAACGUAGAGCGUUUGCUAGAGUUUUGUGCAAUAGGCGAAUAUAUACUAUAG